This is a messenger RNA of Bactrocera dorsalis (oriental fruit fly), 1990 nucleotides long. RefSeq names its product folliculin (gene BHD). Gene Ontology annotation, molecular function: GTPase activator activity. The record is from RefSeq and is a predicted model, not a curated record. Lineage: Eukaryota; Metazoa; Arthropoda; Insecta; Diptera; Tephritidae. The coding region runs from base 376 to 1758 and encodes 460 amino acids. Gene Ontology annotation, cellular component: cytosol. The transcript has 6 exons. Gene Ontology annotation, biological process: positive regulation of GTPase activity; positive regulation of transforming growth factor beta receptor signaling pathway; positive regulation of TORC1 signaling.
CUUAUUUGUUAUCAUGCAACCCUUUUGUUAUUGUGUAAAUAAAUCAAAAAUAAUAAAAUCUUAAAUAUUGAAUUAAAGCUAUUUUUCAUUAUUUCAUAUAAAAUAUACGUGAAUAAGCAAUAAAAAUAGUGUUAAUAGUUAAAAAAAAAGUAUAUAGUAUAAAUGUGAGACUCAGUAUAAGCUUAGAACUAGCACACCAAAAAUUGUUAAAUCUAGGAACUUUGGUAACAAAUUUGUUGGAAACUGUAAUCCUGCGGCAGAAAAAGACAAUUUUGCCAAAACAUAUUAACCCCAAAUUAGGGUCCUGGGGGCGAUAUAUUAACAGCUUAAAAUUGGUAUAAUCCAUAAUAUGUUUACAUAGUGAAAUUUGAUAAUAUGAAUGCAGUUAUCGCGCUCUGCCACUUCUGCGAGGCACAUGGCCCUAGUGCUAUAUUUUGUACGCAAACAUUGCGAGAUACAAAACUUGAAGAACUGCAGCUAAAUCAACAACAUGUAGAAAAUAAACUUUGUUCUGCAUGCAAUUCCCUAGGACAAACCAAUGGCAUGUACAGCAAAGAUAAUGAAAGUGGCGCUACUUUUUUAAGCACACAGACAGCUGCAUUGCCGGAUGUACAAUUGCUGAUUAAACAGGCAGCUGUGCGAAGCCUCAGCUGUGAAAUUAAUUCCAACAAAGACGGGGGUUUUGUAUUCUUUGGCGACUCUUCAAGGGGACAUGUAUUAAGUCACACAUUUCAAGUUAAUGAUUUACAGGCACGCGGAUUCUAUCAACUCUUCUCGAUAAUUGUUCUUAUGAAGGAUAAGUACUUUCUCCUAAACACAAAACCCUUUCUAGCAGAACACCUGCGCAAAAUAUCCGCCGACAUACAAGCAUCUGCUAAGAAAAUUAACGAUGAAACAAAGGAACUGCCGCGUCAACGGCGCCUAUCCAGUGCCCAAGUUUUGGUACAGACGCCACGCUCUUUAGUAGAAUUAACUGGAGAAGAGAAUAUUUUUGCAUUCUUACAUUCACAUUUUUCGUGGAUAUUGUUGGCCAGCUCACGAUUCCUUACGGAACAUGUAACUUUCGGCAAUUUGCCGUGGUUACCACCACAAAGCAGUGACCGUCCACCGCAACAGCGUUUGACCUAUAACAUAACACUGCCAAUGUUACAAAAGUACGAGGAAACAAUUAAUGAUCCGGAGCGUGAAGAGUUUUAUUCACUAAGACAUGUGAAGGAAGUCGUGCGACGAGAAUUCAACACAAUCGUUUACUGUGCUUUAACUGGCAUAAAAAUAAUUGUUCGCGGUAGCUCAGAUCGCACGUUAAAUUUCAUGUUGUGUUUGAAAAAACUACUUCCAGAACCAAUGCACAAUCUCAUGCGUAUUGAUGCCCAGCAUCAGCAUUCUAUUAGUUCUGAUUAUAAAAUAAUCUCUGUGUCAAACGAAAUAGCAGUGCCUAUGGCAUGUAGCUCUGUGUAUCGUGUAGACUUUUUGGAAGAUUCUGCUGAUGGUCAGAAAGUUUGUGUAAAAUGGCCAGGGGAAUUGCCAAGAAAAUGCCCCGACUUGAUGGUAAAAUUAAUGAAGGCAGUGGACGAGAAACGUUUUACACCGCUGGUAUUAAAUAAGCAAACAAGAGUUUUAAUGGAAGAGUGGAAAAACAAAGUCAUAUGUCUAAAUCAGGCAAAAUCGUCCAAUGGUCAAGCGAAACUAAGAAAAGUUUUAGGCGUGCAACCUCAGGACCAGCCGCUUAUAAAUUAUUGGAGUGGACAUUUGCAAUAAGAUCGCAUGUAUAUAAAUGUAGAAACUUGCGAUAAAUAAACAUCGGUGUAAAGCGCACACGACUAUAUCAAAGCAAUAAUAAGAAUUAAAGCUCAUAUAUAUAACAUUACACUUUAAGUCAAUUUGAUAUCUUAUACAAAAUUUGCGAAUAUACUUUACAAAGUAAUAAUGGUUGUAAUUUUAAUAAUCUCCGAUAAUAAAUUCAGUACUUUUUUAGCACAAAAUGGUUUAA